Molecule: messenger RNA, 3532 nt
Organism: Spinacia oleracea (spinach)
Lineage: Eukaryota; Viridiplantae; Streptophyta; Magnoliopsida; Caryophyllales; Amaranthaceae
Exons: 21
Coding region: 457-3117 (886 amino acids)
Biological process (GO): positive regulation of transcription by RNA polymerase II
Cellular component (GO): nucleus
Molecular function (GO): RNA polymerase II transcription regulatory region sequence-specific DNA binding; chromatin binding; acyltransferase activity, transferring groups other than amino-acyl groups
Source: RefSeq, a predicted model, not a curated record
UUGUCAUUUACUUUCCUUUCCCCCCCCGCCCUGAAUUUUUUUUUAUCAGGCCUUUCUUCCUCAAAAAUCUCGACCGCGAAACCAGUUUUUUUGUUUGCCGCUCAAAAUCAAAUUCCGAAAAACCCUAAUUUUCUCUCUCCAUUUCCCCCCUUUUCCCGAGUUUUAAUAAUCUCAGAUCUGUUUGUUUCCUUUCCGUGGGAAUUUGAAUUUUUCUCAACUGAAUCCCGGAAAGAUGUGUUACUAAAUUCUAAAAUUAGUAAUGGUUUAUCAUGCAGAUUAAAAUCUACAUCAUCUGAAAAAGGGUUGUUCGUCGGAAGAUUGUGAUACAAGUUUCUCGGAAUGGUUUCUUGCUUGCAUUGAAAUUGAAAUUUAUAUUUGGAUGGUGUUGUUACUAAAUUGGGAAUUUAUUUACAUAGAUAGAUAUUGUAAUUGUUGGGCACAUCAAAGUCGGUUAAUAUGGGAGAAAGGGAAGUCUGUGUGGUGCUAGCAUUAUCCAGUAAUAAUGUAGAAAACCCGAGCAAUUUUAGAAAUGAUUUGAAGAGGGAGCUGGGUUGUGUUGUUAAUGUAGCAGAGUUAGGAGAUUUGCCUAGAAAGAAACAUGCUAAAGAAGAUGCUUCAAAUACAAAUGUCGAAGAUAUAAUAUCGGAAGUCUUGGACCCGGUUCGGCCAAUUGUUUCGACAACAGUAGAAAAUGAUAAUGAACAUGAGUUUGAGAAUGUAUCUAGCUUGGAGACUACUACUUGCAGUCAUCCAGCUGACUUAGGUGGCUGUAGUAAUAGUAAUACUCGAGUUAAUUCCAAUGAAAUGACAUCUGAGAGUUCAGGGAACUCGUGUACUGUGAGCUGUAGUGAUGACACGACUAGGAACUUUGACAGUAUAGGAGCUUCAACUUCCAAAGUUACUCUGGAAAUUCCUGAACAUGCCAGGACUACCGGGAUUCGGAAGCUUACACUUAAGUUUAGUAAGAGUAAAGAGGAAUAUGAGAGCAAAUUGAUUACGUUGACACCUCGGGUUUUGUCUAAUGGUCUCCAUGAUGGAGAUUCAGUUAUUGAUUCCAAUGACGAGCCAGGGUUGGAUGAGUCAAUCGAUAAUUAUCCAUAUAAUAUGGAGUUGAAGAUGUCGAAGAAGGUUGUCCUUGAUAGCUACCCCACAAAUGUUAAAAAACUAUUGGCUACUGGUAUAUUGGAAGGAGCAAGAGUGAAAUAUAUUUCCACCUCUGGGGAGAAGGACAUACCUGGGGAAAUCAGGGGUUCUGGAUACCUGUGUGGUUGUUCAGCAUGUAAUUUUACCAAUGUCCUUAGUGCAUAUGAAUUCGAGCAGCAUGCUGGUGGGGCGAAAACUAGACAUCCGAACAAUCACAUUUUUUUGGAGAAUGGGAGGCCAAUUUACAGCAUUAUUGAAGAGUUGAAGACUGCUCCACUUGGAAUACUCGAGGAAGUGGUGACUGAUAUGGCUGGUUCAUCUGUCAAUCCAGCUUGGAGAGUAAAUCAAGAACAGUGCAAUCAGUUGGCUCAGACAGAAAGGAGAUAUCAAAGCAAAUCUGGAAGUCUGAGCCUUGCAAGUAAAUAUAUGGAUGAUGAGCAAAGAUUAAUCAAACGAAGAGCAUUACCGUCAAAACAUGUGGGGAUUAGGUCAAAUGACUCUACCUCUUUCUUUACUGGAUCGCAGAAGAGAAGUGGUGAAGGUGGUGUCAAGAAGAGGGAUAAUGAUCUGCACCGGUUGCUCUUCAUGCCAAAUGGGCUUCCAGAUGGUGCCUAUUUGGCGUACUAUGCUAAAGGACAGAAAGUUCUUGAUGGUUACAAGCAAGGGAAUGGUAUUGUCUGUGGUCAUUGUGAACAUGAGAUUAGCCCUUCGCAGUUUGAAGCUCACGCAGGAUGGUCUGCCAGAAGACAACCUUAUCGUCACAUAUAUACUGCCAAUGGGCUUACUCUGCAUGACAUAGCCAUUUCAUUGGUUAAUGGACAGACAUUGACCACGGGAAACAAUGAUGACAUGUGUACACUUUGUGGAGAUAGAGGAGAGCUGAUUCCUUGUGGCGGCUGCCCUAGGGCUUACCACCAAACCUGUCUACGUUUGCAAAAUGCGCCUAUGGAUGAUUGGCGUUGCCCUGAUUGCAACGACUCUAAAGCUGAUGUAGAUUCUUCUCGUAGUUCUAAGCCAAUAAUUAUCAGGUUGACACGUGUGGUAAAGAGCCCUGAAACUCUUUGUGGCGGUUGUGCUCUCUGCAGGGCACAUGAUUUCAGUGUUGACUACUUUGAUGAUAGAACUGUUAUAAUAUGCGACCAAUGCGAAAAGGAGUAUCAUGUUGGUUGCUUGAGGGGUGAUGGGCGUUGUGAUCUGAAAGAACUUCCCAAGAACAAAUGGUUCUGCUGCAAUGAUUGUGACAGGAUUUAUGUUGCUCUAAGGGAUCAUGUUGUAAGAGGCUCAGCAAUAAUUCCAGCUUUAGAGUUGAUCAAAAUAAAAAGGAAACUGUUGGAGAAAGGAAUUAGUGAGAUUGCUGAUAACGAUAUACAAUGGCGUAUGCUGAGUGGGAAAUGUCGCCGUCCUGAACAUCUGCCUUUGCUUUCUAUGGCUGUUUCUAUAUUUCGAGAGUGUUUCAGUCCUAUAACUGCAACAACGGGGCGUGAUCUGAUUCCUGUAAUGGUCCAUGGAUGGUGGACAAGGGUGCACAAUGAGCAUGGUUCACCCAGUGAACAUAAGUGUUUCUGUAAACGAACAUUACUUUAUGUUAAAAGAAGAAGAAAUAUUUCUGGCCAGGAAUUUGGAGGAAUGUACUGUGUACUAUUGACGGUCAAGUCAGUUGUCGUGUCAGCUGCUCUUCUUAGAAUUUUUGGUCGUGAAGUUGCUGAACUUCCCCUUGUGGCCACAAGCAAGGAAUAUCAAGGAAAAGGUUACUUUCUUGCAUUAUUCUCUCGUAUUGAGAAGUUACUAUGUGCCCUGGAGGUGAAAAACCUAGUGCUCCCCGCUGCAGAGAAAGCCAAAUAUAUGUGGGUAAAUAGACUUGGUUUCAGAGAUGUGAGCCAGGAAAGAUUGUCUGUGUAUACCAGGGAUUAUCAGUUGACAGAAUUCAGCGGAACAGUUAUGUUAGAGAAAAAUGUGGAGCGAGAUAUGGAUUAAAUGCAGAUAUGCAGACUCUUCAUGAUUGUUGAAGUUAACUUAGAUCUUCAGCAAAUCCUCGCCUCCACGGGUGAAAAGGAAAACAAAGAAGUGGUUUUUAGAUUUAGAAAUACUUGGGUCUUCUUUUAGGUUAUAGGUUUUUAUUCAUCUUUUUCCUGUCAUUUUUUCAUGUUAUAUAUGUAGUGGUUUUCUAGGGCUGCCUUUGCAACUUAGAAGAGGUGGAAAAAAGUGAUUUAAGUGAAUACAUAUCAGUAGCGGAAUUGUUGCUCCGCUUUAUCACUUUGGUUUUAAUUUUAUAUAGUGAUCAUAAAGAGCGAAAUCAUUUCGUUGUAGAUAAGCUUGUAGACAACUAUAUCAUAAAAAGCAAAUUGUGUUUAUUGGAAGUUUUACUGCAAUGGUUUUUUUGUUUUUGACA